GAAGUACAUCCCUUUUUAAAGAGUAUUGUUGUGGUAAUGUAAGGAUAAAAUAUCUUUCCUCAUCAUUGGACUAAAAGUUUGAGAAGAAAAUGUUCUUUAUUAUCAUCUAAAAGAUUUUUUGAAAUUAUGAAGGAGAAAAUCUUUCUUAUCAUCAUCUGAACAAAGGUUGAGACUCUGAAAGCUUCAUGUAUUAAAGCAUACUUUUCAUCUGAAAAAGGAGUAACUGAGAAGGAUAAUAUCUUCUUGAUAAGAGUGAGAAUUGGCUUCAAUCAGCUGAACGAGAGGUUGAGAAGAGAAGGAAAAGUCGAAGACUUCUCUCAUAAUCUGAAGGAAAGAUUAAGGAGGUCAUAAGUUCUUCUUCAGCUGUACACAUCCCGAAGAGACUCUAAGAUGAGCGAGAGAAACUUCCGAUCUCAUUACUAUGAGAAGGUUGGAUUCAGAGGGGUGGAGGAGAAGAAGUCUCUGGAGAUUCUCCUCAGUGAAGACCCUGUCGACAUUGACAAGCUGAGUACAUUCUGUGCAAGGUUCUCAGUACCGGCCAUGUUCAGGCCUCUCGUCUGGAAAUUAAUCUUAGGUAUUUUACCUCCCCACCCAAGCAUCCAUGAAUUUGUCUGGCAGCAGCGGACGGAACAGUUCAAUGACCUUCAUCGGGCGCUAAAGGUCAUGUCGGCAAUCAAUGAAGAGACUCCCAUGAGCCUCUGCUUCCUUAAGAUGUUCUUAUUGGAGGAAGGGAGGCUCCCCCUCGAGGAAGAGAAACUUCCUGAAACUGAUGAGCAUGAUCUGUUCGUCGCCAUAGCAACCGCAUCAAUUGAGAUGAACGAUGAAGAUGACUUAGAAUCCUACUGGACGGCUGUGUGCGUCUUCAGAAAUGGCCGCAAGAUGAAAGAUCAGAUAAGGAUGAUGUACACUCAAGGCAUUCUAAAGAAGGAGGACCCAGCCCUGUACAACCAUCUUCUAACCAUCAACAGCCUGGAGAGACUGCCUUACACUUCCUGGUUCAACGCACUCUUUGCUGGGGUACUUCCAACCGAUGCUCUCAAGCGUGUUUGGGACAGAGUGCUUGGAGGAGCUAGUCGAGUUCUGAUCUACGUGGCUCUUACACAGCUCUUAACACAUCGCCAUACUCUAAUGGGCAUUGGAACCCCGGAUCUUGUAUCCCAGUAUUUACAGAAGAUGCCGUUAGACAUGCAGAAGUCCUCGUCAACGAAGCCAUUGAAUUCUGGGAAAAGGAUGGGAGUCACCUGAGACCCGAGCAGUCAGUCACAUGAUCAUCACAUGAUCAUCACAUGGUCAUCACAUGACCAUGGACUGAAUCAGAAGGAUGCCAAUGUACACAAGCUUACAUUAAUAUGUGGUCGGACUAAAGCACAUGAUGUUUAGUACCCAGAAUCCCCUAUGGGUGGUCUACUCUUACAGACUCAAAUUGGACACUUGAUCACAAUAGACAGGAUUAAUAUUUUAAUUCAGUAAUGAUUUUCCUUGGAAUAAGUGUGUGUUCCAUUAACCCAUUAUAUAUGAAUGAGCUACAAUACUCUGAAGCCAGUCUGCAUGCCUUACCAGUUGUUUCGUCAGGCAAGCCUCAGGCAAGCUAACAGGUUGUCAAGAGCAACCUUUGUUUCAAAAGUAUGCAUACAAUUUGAAUACGUUUUACUAGUAAGCCUGUCUAUUGCAUGAAGCCUUGAGCAGAGUCCCACUGUGUAAGCCUCUGGAUGUGUCAGAUACAAGUACAAAACCAAUGGGGUGCAGUGGACAAUCCGGGCAGCAUAGUCUCACAGUCCAGCCACUUUUACGCUCUAUAGCUGGCAAGGGUGUGUGCCUGCAAACUGCUGACCACCAUUGUAGUGAGCAAGCACAUACAGUGUACCUUUUUGCAAAGACUGUACAUUUUGGAAAUGUGAAUGAUUUUUAAUUGUAUGGCCAUCAAUAGAAAGAGGUUAUUGCAAACGUUAUUCUAUUUGCAUUCCCUAAAAUCCUACCAAAGAAAAGUUGGAUGAAGAAAGGUUGGAUUAAUCAUUUGAACAAACUUUUAUUUUUUGUUUACACUGUAUUAUAUAUUGUUAUAAUACUGUAACAAAUUUGCUCACUUCUAAUUAGAAUUCAGUGAUUUCUGUAACUUAUAUUGUUUAGUUCUGUAUAAAACAGUUUCUAUGAGGUAUGCAAUCUAAGGAAGAUAUCUAUAUUUGAGUUGUAACUUCAGAACUGUUUGAAAUAAAUAGAUUGAUCAAUUGAAAAUGUA
Molecule: messenger RNA, 2236 nt
Organism: Strongylocentrotus purpuratus (purple sea urchin)
Lineage: Eukaryota; Metazoa; Echinodermata; Echinoidea; Camarodonta; Strongylocentrotidae
Gene: tbc1d7
Product: TBC1 domain family member 7
Exons: 7
Coding region: 391-1245 (284 amino acids)
Biological process (GO): activation of GTPase activity; negative regulation of TOR signaling
Molecular function (GO): GTPase activator activity
Source: RefSeq, a predicted model, not a curated record